This is a messenger RNA of Myotis lucifugus (little brown bat), 1849 nucleotides long. It is a transcript of the gene XCR1, whose product is annotated as X-C motif chemokine receptor 1. Gene Ontology annotation, biological process: chemotaxis; G protein-coupled receptor signaling pathway; immune response. Gene Ontology annotation, molecular function: chemokine receptor activity. Bases 97 to 1122 code for a protein of 341 amino acids. Lineage: Eukaryota; Metazoa; Chordata; Mammalia; Chiroptera; Vespertilionidae. The transcript has 2 exons. Gene Ontology annotation, cellular component: membrane. The record is from RefSeq and is a predicted model, not a curated record.
CCUUCCUCUAACCUACUUUUGGUUUCUCAUGAGAAGCACCAUUUCUGCCUGAGACGCGUGGAAAGAGGUGUAGAUAUAGAUAUUCUCAGUGUCUAGAUGGAGCCCUCAGGCAUCCCAGAGUCCACCACCCCUUAUGAUUAUGAUUCGCAGAGCCUUUUGUGUGAGACUCAGACCUUCACCUUUGCGACCUUCAACACCACCAUCCUGUACUGCCUGGUGUUCUUCCUCAGCCUGGUGGGCAACAGUCUGGUGUUGUGGGUCCUGGUGAAGUAUGAGAGCCUGGAGUCCCUCACCAAUGUCUUCAUCCUCAACCUGUGCCUCUCAGACCUGGUGUUCUCCUUCCUGUUGCCUCUGUGGGCCUUGGUGUACCACUGGGGCUGGGUGCUGGGAGACUUCUUCUGCAAGCUCUCCAACAUGAUCUUCUCCAUCAGCCUCUCCAGCAGCAUCUUCUUCCUGACCAUCAUGACCAUCCAUCGCUACCUGUCUGUGGUCAGCCCCCUCUCGUCCCUGAGAGUCUACACCCUCCAAUGCCGCGUGUUGAUGACCACAGCUGUGUGGGCCGUCAGCAUCCUGUCCUCCAUCCCCGAUGCCAUCUUCCACAAAGUGUUUGAUCCUCCAGAAUAUUCAUCGGAACCUUCGAAAUGUGAUUAUUCAGAACUCAAGUGGUACCUGGCCUCGGUCUACCAGCACGUUGUCUUCUUCCUGCUCUCCAUGGCGAUUAUCCUGUUCUGCUACGUGGAGAUUCUCAGGACUCUGUUUCGCUCGCGGUCCAAACGGCACCACCGGACAGUCAGGCUCAUCCUCACCAUUGUGCUGGCACACUUCAUCAGCUGGGCUCCCUACAACCUCAUCCUGUUCCUGCAAACACUGUUGAAACUUAAGAUCAUUCAGAGCUGCAAGAUCUACUGGCAGCUGGAUUAUGCCUUGCUCAUCUGCCGUGAUUUUGCCUUCUCCCACUGCUGCUUCAACCCAGUGCUCUAUGUCUUUGUCGGGGUCAAGUUCCGCAGACACCUCAAAAGUCUGCUCCGGCACUCCGGGCUCUGCCGGUCACAGGCACCCAGCCUUUCCCCGUUACCUCACUCCCCAGGUGCUUUCCACUCUGAGGGCGCCUCCUUCUAUUGAAAGGGAGUUUGGCGCUGCAGGUUGAGAUGGACAGAAAAGAUGGAGGGGGAGCAAAGAGAAGUGGUACAAGAAAGAGCAUUGCAGAAGGCACAACGCUGGGGAUGCUACGGCUGCAGGGGUGGGAGAUGAAAGAAAUACGUUAUACCAGGAGGUCCUACUGCAGAAAAGGUGCUCCCUGCCUGGAAAUUUUAUAUUGCCAUCAAGAAAAACAUUUCUUAGAUUCUGAGCUUAUUAUUCAUUCCUUCAUUUAUUCAUUCAUUUAGACAUGGGUUUGUUAUCAUUGCUUAGUUCAGAAGGUUCUAAAACAUGAAAGGGUUCCCAGAAAGGAGCAUCCUUCAAGACUUGAUAAGGGGCUGAAACUCAUGUGUGAUAAUUGUGCAAAUGUAGGCUGCUGGCAAGACAGUCUCUCCCAUUCCUGACUGUACGGUUGUCCCAGCUAAUUUUAGAGAGCAUUCCUCAGUGAUGACUGGAUGAGGACAAAAGUACCCACAUCCUCAAAUCUGGAUUCUAAAAACCUACAACUGGACUGGAGAUGUGUUCUGCAUCAUAAUUCCAACUUCUAGCAUAUGUAGUCCAUAGAUCUUUUAUUGAAAAAAAAGAAUGAAUUCAGUAAGUGCUGCCGUCUGCAUGAAGCAAGUACUUGGAGAAUAUAAAGAUGAACAAGGUCCCAACGUCCAGCUCUGAAGGCCCAGGCUGGCAUCCAUCUUGGUGAAGGCAGCCAAGGUGA